AUGAUCAAAUAAUUAUUUAAGUUAGGCACUAAUGUGUGUGGUUAAAGAAUUGGAUAAAAUUUCAAAUUAUUUAAUUACUAUCAAAGAUUCUAUUUUACAACAGGUACUCAAACUAUUGAUUAAUUAAAAAACAAAUUGACAGAAUUGAAUUCUAAAUUUUAUGAGAUUGAAGAAUACAAACAAAAAGAAAAAAUUAUGUUAGAUGUUAUUGAUGUAAAAAAGUAAUUAAAUACUUUAUUAUUUCCAAAUAAAUAAGAAGAAAAGUAUUUUCAUAUUAUAAAUUUUAUAGUAAAUUUUAUGAAGGAUAUAGAAGAGAUUUAUUAGUACUUGCUUAAUUAAAUUUUGAAAAUGAUAAAAGAGAAGAAUGUAGCAAAUUAUUAAAUGAAAUUAUGUAAGGUGAUUUUAGAAAUGAAUUUAAAGAUCAUAAAGAUGAAAAUUAAGCAUUUUUAACAGGAUUAUUUAUGAUUCAUUGUAUGUCAAAUUUAGAUAAGUUAUCUAUUGCUGAAUAAUCAGCUGGAGAAGCUGUUUAAUAUCUCUAAUACUUUAUAGAUAAUUAAUGUCCUAUCUAUUAAGCUUCAAUUUAAAAUUAAACACCAAAUACAGAAAAUUUAUUUGAAUAAGAAUUAUAACAUAUACAAAAUAUGGUUACACACUUAUCAUUAUAUUCAAAAAUUUGUUAAGAAAGAGGAAAGUUUAAUGAAUCUAUUGAAUAAUUGGGAAUUGCUGCCACUUUACUUGAUAAUACAGGACAUCUAUUUAGAAAAAGUAAUGAUUUCUUAUAAUUUUUAGUAUUUUCUAAGUAAAUUACAAUAAAAACAGAAUUAAAGGAGGAUGAUUUAAAAAGACAUUUUAUGAACAUUCUUAUUAAUGAAGCUAUAAUAUUGAAAAAUUUAGCAAAGUCUUGUUUAUAAUUAGGAAGAUUUGAAGAUGGAAAAUAAUUAAUUGAUGCUGCAUUAACUUACUUUGAUUAUUUAAUUGAAUAAAAAUUAUUGAGUCCAAAUGAUGAAAAUUAUGUUGCUACAUUAAUUGAAUAAUUUAAUUAUUUAUAUCAAACAAAUGGGAAUGUGGAAGAUAUGAAAACAAUCAAGAAUAAACUAGAUGAUAUUGCCAAAAAUACUAAAGAAAAUGAAAAUACACUAUAUUCUUUGAUUAGAUAUGAACUAUUUCUAAAUAAAUACUUUGAUACUGAUAUUUAGAAAUUAAAUGAUUUAAUGUCUAAAAUACAAUAAGAUGUUCCAAUGUAAUUAGAAUUCAAUUAAUAACGCAUUUAAGCUCUACUUGCUAAAGGAGAUCAUAAAAAUGCUUUGGAAUAAUGCAAAGCAUAAUUAAAUAUUCUUAAAUCCUAUUUUGAUUCUUCACAUUAAUUGUAUGGAGAGACUCUUGUUACAUUAUUAGAAUUGGCAAUUAAUGAACAAAAUUACUUAUCAGCUAAAGAUUAUAUUGUAUAAUUAUCAUCAGAAUCAUAUAACAUUACAUACAUUUCUGAUAUUGAAUAGAUUAUUAAAUUCUAAAGAUUAAGAACUGAAUUUUUGGAAAGAUUUAAUUAAAAGGAAUCAACUGAAUAAGUAUAAUUAAAUAUUUAUUUUUUAAGUUAAGAAAAAUUUUAGAUAAGAUUGAAAGUAUAGCAUUUACUAAAUUCUCUAAUUCAUAUAAGAAAAGUUCCCUUUUAGCUGAAUUUUAUAAAUUUAUUGGUGAUACAAAUUUAUAAAAAGAAAAACUUUAAGAAUGUUUAAAUGUUCUUUAAUAAAAUGUUACAUUUGCCAAAAGAGAUGAACUUAUAAAAUCAAUUAAAGACACUAUAAGUAAAUUACAAUGA
Molecule: messenger RNA, 1816 nt
Organism: Paramecium pentaurelia
Lineage: Eukaryota; Ciliophora; Oligohymenophorea; Peniculida; Parameciidae
Source: the annotation of a GenBank genome assembly